Gloeophyllum trabeum ATCC 11539 is the source of this 507-nucleotide messenger RNA. RefSeq lists its product as uncharacterized. The annotation marks the transcript as partial. Lineage: Eukaryota; Fungi; Basidiomycota; Agaricomycetes; Gloeophyllales; Gloeophyllaceae. The transcript is spliced from 2 exons. The record is from RefSeq and is a predicted model, not a curated record.
ACAGCCACAUUCAUGUCAGCGCCGGGCCACAUCUUCGUAGUGCUCUUUCAUCGGAAAAAAGUGGACUCAUUUCACUGGGCACUAGCUGUCGAACAAACAAAUAGGACGUUUACCAAGUUCCAUGCCAAGAACACAUUCGGGGGCAUAUGGUCCUAUGAAUGCACGGAACAAGAUAUUUUCAAGGAUGCUGCCCUUGUGGCGCUAGUGGAGAUCGGUAAGCCACAAUCGCGCCUGAAUAAGACAAAUACAACGGUCCACGAUCUGCAUGAGCUCUUCAAGGCCAUCCCCAUGGCCACACCUCGAGCGGAUGGAGGGCGCCGCACUCCAUUCAACUGCAUAAUCUGGCUGCGACAAGCUGUUCGUAGUCUGAGCGACCACAACGUCAUCUCAUGUAAUGAUGCCGUCGCUCUGGAGAAUGAGUGCCAGAGACUCGCUGAAGAGCAUGCUCCGGAAGUUUUGCAGGGUAGUGAAGGAUACAGGGUUUUCAAAUCAACGAUUUCAAUGUAA